UUUCUUCAAUCAAAUUGGUUAAGUUUAACUUCAAUUAAUGUUAUCUAAUUGUUUUUAAUUGUUAUUAAUGAUUUAUUUUAAUUUUGUUAAAAUUAUUAAUCACCCAAGAUGAACAUUAAUAGUAUUUGAAAUUUCCACCUUUCCAAAAGGUUCUUCAAAAAAGUGAAUAACUGUAUUGGAAACUGUUUUCUUCCCAUAUAACAUAAGAGAUAUUCUUCUGGUUAAUUUUAGUUUUUCCUCUCUGUCUAUUUUUGUUUCCUUCCUGUCUCUCUCUCUCUCUCUCUCUUUGUAGUUUUUCUUGAUUGUGUGAGAGUGUAUGUGUGUUUAUUGUUGUUAUUGUUGAUUAGGUUAAUUAUUGAUAUUGAUUAGAAAUUGUAAUUUUCUCUUAAAUCCUUUGUUAAAAUGCCACUUGGAUUAUCCAGCCAAUUGAUUAUUCCGAUAACCCUUUGGGGUAAUCGAGCUCCAACUCAUUGUAUCUCUUGUGUUUAUCUUGGUCGUGAUCUGAGGACUUUGGUCACCGGUUGUAAUGAUGGUCAGUUAUUGGUUUGGGAUUCAUUAAAUUCCAAUUUGAAAAAUAUUCAACCAAGAUGUAUGCUUUUUGGUCAUUCAUCUGGUAUCAUGUGUAUUUCCAGUGGAUCAGUUAAUCCUGAAGAUGAUUUAAUCAUCAGCUCAUCUGAAGAUGGGGAAAUGUGUCUAUGGGAUCUAAAUGAUGGACAGUGUCUUGAAAGCACCAGAUUACAAUAUAUUCAUACCCAUAUGCAGAUCCAUCUCAUGCAAGGAAACGGAGAGACUCGACUUUUCUGCAAUGGUUAUUAUGCUGAAAUUUUGAUCAUCAAUCCGAUUACACUUCAAAUUAUGUUUACAUUAUCAUCACGAGUAAAUCCUGAUUGGAUUUCAGCAAUAGAUAUUGUCUAUCCUGGUAAACCUCAAGACAAUGUGAUUGGCCUUACGGUUUCGGGUUUCGUUAAAGUUUGGAUUCUCACUGGAAAUGAAUCUCGAAGCUCUGAACCAAUCUAUGAACAGGAAUUUAAACAAAUUAAACCAUUGAAUGCACUCAAAUUAACUUGUAAUACUUACAAUCAAUCAACAGUUCUUGUUGUUUGUGCCAAAUAUUGGCAGAUUUACGAUGCACACGAUUUUUCCCUUUUAUUUUCGAUUGACAAUAAACGUAACGAACGUUGGGCCGGCGGAGAGUUUCUAUCGGCUGAGAAAAUUUUAGUCUGGAGCGAUUCUGGUCGAGGUUACAUUUAUCAACUACCGAAAAAUUCACCCAAGGGAAAGGCUCAUAGUUGUAUUCCAGAUCGAAAGGAGUUCCAUGAACAAUCCAAGAAGAACCACGUCAUUGAUCCAUAUUGUAUUCUAACCAUAAAGAAUGAUGAAAGACUUCUUUGUCCUCCAGUUACUCAAUAUCAUCUCAUUCCAGUUCGAUCUUCAAAUUCAUCAUCUUCAACCAACACCCAACAACAACAACAACAGCAAUCCCAACAACCUACUCGAGUUUUUAUCAGAGGCGAUUCCCUUGGUCGUAUUGCUAUUUGGUUCAUUUCCAAUGAAAUGAUCAACGGGGUUACUCUCAACGAUGGAAUCGCUCAGGGUGAUCCUGUUUACCAUGAACCUGACAAUAUUUACUCAUUAACUGAUGCCUGGAAAUCAAUGAAACCUCGUCCAUUAGGAAUUAUGGAUCAAUUGAAUUCUGGUGAUCAUCCGGAUGUUAAAGUAACUGCAAGCGUUUUUCUUCCCAUGCAAGGGACUUUAAUUGUCGGUCGAGAAGAUGGUACCAUCAUUAUUGUACCUGCAACGCAAACACUUAAAUUGCAACUUCUUCAUUCACAAUCAUCUCAAUCGGUCAAUGAUAAUUGGCCACAAUAUCAGGUUCUUUAUGGACAUUCAGGAAAAGUUACUUGUCUCCUUUAUCCUCAUCAUGUUGAUUCUCGAUAUCAGAUUCAACAUCUAGUCUCAGGGGGAGUUGACUUUUCGGUCUGUUUAUGGGAUCUUUAUGCUGGAACUUUAUUAUAUCGUUUCUCCGUUCAUGCUGGUGAAAUAACUCAACUUUUAGUUCCUCCAAAAGAUUGUAGUUCACGAAUUCUUAGUUGUAUUUGUUCCGUGGCCAGUGACCAUUCGGUUGCACUUUUAAGUCUCAAAGAAAACAAAUGUAUCAUGUUAGCAAGUCGUCAUAUGUUUCCCGUUUCAAUAAUUAAAUGGCGACCUCUCGAUGAUUACAUGGUUGUCGGCUGUGUUGAUGGGUCAGUUUAUGUUUGGCAGAUUGAAACUGGACUUUUGGAUCGAGUUGUUCAAGGGAUGUUAGCUGAUGACAUAUUAAGUGCCUGUGAUGAUCAUCAGGCUGCAUCAAAUGAAGAUCGUCUUACCAAUCCAGCGAUUCACCUUUUCCGUGGUCUCAAAAGUCGUAAUCUUGAUGCCAUUAGACAUGCAACCGCUCGAGGUAUCCGACACAUCGCUGGUCCACUUCAUCAGCAGAAACAAGAUGUUAUCGAUCCCGCCAUUCAGAAUCGUUCCCAUCCACUGAUGAUACAAAGUUUAAAAACCAAUCCAAAAGAUCAAGAUAGUCAUGUAUUGGCUUUCGAUGUUGAAUCUCUUAUCGUUAAUUUACUCGCCGAUGCGUACACCCAACUUGACCCGGAGACACUUGAGAAUCGCGGUCUAACCAAUAACAAAGCUUAUCAACGUUACAUUCAAUUGGUUGAAUCGCCGGAAUCAUCUCACAAAUUUUGGUCCAAAGUUAAAGAUUCAGCAGAAUCAGCUGCUCAAAAGAUUCAAGCAAAAGCUGAAAGUGUUGGCUUUAAGCCUGACGUUAAUGUGGCCACUGUUUUGUUUACCCGACGUUCAUCAACAGAAACAGAAAACGCCAAAAAUGGAGUUGAAAACAGUUCCGAUAAACGAACCAAUAAAUUAAUCUCUUCCGAGACUGAUCUUAACAUUGAAAUAUCUCAAAUUUUACUUUCUCUACUUCAUGGUUGGGGAUUGGACAUUGAAAUGGACGGUGUUUGUGAGAGUAAAUUAGGACUUCUUCGUCCUGUUCGACCCAUUUGCUUUGGCGUUUUAUCCAAAGGAGGUCACAUGUCUCUCUAUCUUCCAACUUUCCUGGCGAAACAUGAUGUUAAAUGUGAAAUCUCUAGUCCACCAGUAGCCGGAAAAGAAUUAAAAUUAACCAAUGAAUCACAUUUAUCUAAUAUUGGCUCUUCCGCUAAACGGGUUCGCAUGAAAGAAUCAGGAUCAAUGGAAACAAUUUUCGAUGAAGAUCGAAGUCGAAAAUUUUAUGCCCGCUAUCAUUGGGAACUUUCUACUGCCAUGACAACAACUCACCUUUUGACCAUUUUAUCUUUAGCUCGAACUUUAAUGUCCAUGAAUAAUUCUUCCUUUAUUCCGGAAGGUGAGCGUAAACGUCGAGCGUUAAGUAGACUCUCUAGAUCGGAAUCACGAAAUUCAGAUUCACAGAUUGAAGCGGAUAUGAAAGCCCUCGAAGCCGAUAUGAUGGCAAACAUUCAAGAACAAUCAAAACAAGGUUGGAAACUAUUGGCAGGCUUACAUUGUGUAUUUUUACCCGAACUGGUUAAAACGGGAGGAUUUAAAAAGCCGUUACUUGAUAUUCUGGCCAAAAGGUGGCAAGAUCGAUGUUUAAAAGUUCGUGAAGCCGCUCAAACACUUUUAUUGGCUGAGCUUCGUCGUAUUGGUGCUCGGGGACGUAAACAAUUGGUUGACGAUUGGGCUUCCUACUUGUGUCAAGUGGACGAGCAAAACGGAGCUGCCAUGAAUAAACACCUGAACGUACCAAGUUCCGAUCGAACUCAACAGUCGCAACAUUCACCCUCCAACAUGACUCCCGAUAAUGAUCACGAAGAGUUCAAUUCAUCUGAUGAUGAUGUAGAUGAUGUCGGCGGUGGGGUUGGUAGUGAAGGUGGACGAGGAGUUGGGGAAAAGGGUGAAAACGGUACAUCUUAUCAACGAAGGUCAUCCAGUGGUUCAGAGAUUAGACGGAAACAGUCAACGGCCAUUAUAUUGCUCGGUGUAAUUGGUUCAGAAUAUGGCGAAGGAGUUGAACCUUCCAAGGGUCAAAGAGUAAUGGCCGAAGAAGAUCCUAAUCAGAAAAAGUCGAUCAUUGAAGGUUUUGGUGCUGGUAAUUAUACGCUCGCACGACACACUUCCCGAGCAUUGGCUUAUCUUGUUGAAGCACCACCUUCAACGGGAUUACCCGCUUUUUCAGCCCUUCGUCGAGCUGCUAUCGAUCUUCUUGGUCGUGGUUUCAUCGUUUGGGAACCUUAUCUUGAUGUAACCAAAGUUUUAUACGCACUUCUUGAACUUUGUUGCGAUGCCGAUAAUCUGAUCCCAACGAUGUCCUUUGGUUUACCCUUAACACCGGCAGCCGAUUCUUGUCGAACUGCUCGUCAAGCGCUAAGUCUAAUUGCGACCUCAAGACCAGGUUCUUUUAUCACCACCCUCGCAAGGGAAGUGGCCCGUUACAAUAAUCUACAACAAAAUGCUCAAUCUAUGAAUGUACCGGUGGCCGGUUCUCCCCUUAAUCGAGCCAAACCGGAAAUACUUCGUAACAUUGAACUUCUCAUUGAAAAGAGUCAACAUCAAGUUUCCGAUCUCAUAAUUGAAACAAUCGACAUUAUCCUUCACUGUUUAGAUCCCAAUCAUUUAAAAUCAAAAGAAUUGGGUAAAGUUUUCCCGCCCAUAACCAGAUUUCCAAAUGUAACCUGUUGUACGGCCACUCGUCGGAUCGCCGUUGGUGCUAAAAACGGAAACCUUGCAAUAUACGAACUACGAGCACCCAAACCUCAACUAAUCAAUGCUCAUGCAGCUUCAAUAACCUGCUGUUCAUUUUCCCAUGAUGGUAAACACCUCGUCUCAUAUUCAAUGAACGAAUGUAAAUUGGCCUUUUGGUCAACGGCAACCAGUCUAUUCGGAUUAGGAAAUUCGCAAACCAAAUGUGUUAAAACCUUUAAUACUCCACCAAAUGGACCGGACAAUGUGACCAAAUUACCGAGACUCCUUUGGGUCAGCAAUAAAACCAUAUUACUUGUCUUUCCCGAUGGAAGAGAAAACAAAUUUACAAUUUAAAUUGUUGAUUCUCAUCUUUCCAUCAACAAUUAGAAGUUAAUUCAUCCAAAGGAAAAAUUGUUAAAAAAGCGUUCAAACGAAAUUAAUUGUUAACACAUCCACACCAAUGCAACACCAAUCGAAUUGUUAAUUAUUAUUAUUAAGUUAAUUUAAAUCUCUCUCUCUCUCUCUCUCUCUCUCUUCAACUCUUGCAUCUUUAAUUUUCAUCUCUCUGUAAUUUGUUAAUUACUUUUUUUUCUUAUUUUGUUAUAAUUUCUUUCUAAUCAUCAACAAUUAUUGUUUUGAUUUGUUUUUCAUAUCAUCAAACAAUUUAUAUAAUUAU
Messenger RNA from Panonychus citri (citrus red mite), 5401 nucleotides. It is a transcript of the gene Rbcn-3B, whose product is annotated as WD repeat-containing protein 7-like. The transcript has 10 exons. Gene Ontology annotation, cellular component: cytoplasm. Lineage: Eukaryota; Metazoa; Arthropoda; Arachnida; Trombidiformes; Tetranychidae. Gene Ontology annotation, molecular function: protein binding. The coding region runs from base 403 to 5079 and encodes 1558 amino acids. The record is from RefSeq and is a predicted model, not a curated record.